AUGGGUCUCAUUUUCAACAUCGCCCUUGCGGUCUUCGCUGGCACGGGCAGCUUUCUCUUCGGAUAUGACUCCGGAGUAAUGACAAUCGUCAUUCAAUCACCAAACUUCCUCGCUUUUUUCCGUACAAAGGAAACAUCGCCCGUCAUAGGAGCCAUCAAUGCCACAUUUUCAGGCGGAGCAUUUUUCGGUUCGAUGAUGGGAGGUUUCACAAUGGAUAGGUUUGGUCGCAGAAAAACGAUUAUGAUUGGUGCCCUCAUAAACUUGGUUGGAGCCAUACUUCAAUGCGCUGCUCGAAAUCUCGCUAUGAUACUUGUCGGACGAAUCUUGGCUGGUUGGGCAGUAGGUUUGAUGUCCAUGUCUGUGCCAAUCUACCAAACAGAAUGUGCUCAUCCUAAAACACGAGGUCUCAUAACUGGUCUUACCCAGCAAAUGAUUGGUGUAGGUUUCAUCGUCUCAACCUGGGUUGGUUACGGUUCCUCGAAAGUGCCCGAGACAUCGUCAUUCUCUUGGCGGUUCCCACUCGCUUUCCAAUGCAUCCCAUGUCUGAUCAUCCUAUGCGGUAUGCUGUUCUUCCCUGAAUCGCCGAGAUACUUGGUUGAGAUCGAUCGCGCGGACGAUGCUUUGAAGGUGCUUAAGAAACUGCACUACGAUGGCACGAACGACGAGUGGAUCCAGAACGAGUUCAAUGAGAUCAAGUUGACUAUUGAUGCCGAGAAAGCAAUUACAGCGCCAGGGUGGAAGAUCAUGUUUACUGUUCCGGUGUGGCGGAAGAGACUUAUGCAUGCUACCCUUGUGCAGGUGUUUACGCAGAUGACCGGUAUCAACGUUAUCGGUUACUACUCCACUAUUCUCUACAAGAAUCUCGGCAUAGUCGGCGAUCGCAACCUUCUAGUCACCAGCAUUUACAACGUCGUUGGCCCUAUAUUCAACCUCUUCUUCAUCGUCUUCCUGCUCGAUCGCGUGGGCCGCAAAAAGCCCCUUCUCUUCGGCACGAUUGGUAUCUCCAUUGCCCUCAUCUGUGAGGCAAUCAUCGGAUCUCAAGUCGAGGGCGCGACAGGCUCCCGCAGAGAUUCACUAUCCGCCGCAGGAGUCUUCUUCUUAUUCUUGGUGUCGUGCAUCUUCAGCAUGUCGUUCGGCCCAAUUUCUUGGGUAUACGCCAGUGAGAUCCUUCCGCUAAGUAUUCGUGGACGUGGAUCUGCCUUUGCGACUGGUUUCGGUAACUGGCUGGUUGGAACAGUGUGGAGUCAGGUGUCCCCGAUCGGGCUGGGUGCUAUCACGUACAAGUUCUACUUCAUCUUCGUGGCCUUCAACAUCUGUGUUACAUUCCCCACUAUCUGGUUCGUGUUCAAGGAAACCAAGCAACUUACACUUGAGGAGAUUGAUCUGCUGUUUGGCGACCGUGCACUUGGUACGCUCCCCGAUGACUUGGACGAUAAGCAAAGGGAGAUAGAACUGGAGAGGAUCAAUGCUGCGAAGCAGAAGCUUGCUGGCUCGAACGUGACUGCUGUGCACUAA
Molecule: messenger RNA, 1515 nt
Organism: Alternaria atra
Lineage: Eukaryota; Fungi; Ascomycota; Dothideomycetes; Pleosporales; Pleosporaceae
Exons: 5
Coding region: 1-1515 (504 amino acids)
Biological process (GO): transmembrane transport; carbohydrate transport
Cellular component (GO): membrane
Molecular function (GO): carbohydrate:proton symporter activity
Source: RefSeq, a predicted model, not a curated record